AUGAGCUUUCCAGGAUUUUAUGAAGUGAGCCUGGCAGACCAAGAAGUAUGCAAACAAAACCUGGCUGUACUCAUUAAAGCUUACAAGAGUCCACCAGAGGAAAUGGAACCCCCUGAGACGUCCAUCUAUCCAAGGAACGAUGUGCAGCUGGCUGUUGAAAACACGCUCAUCUGUCACGUGACAGGCUUCUUUCCUCCACCUGUCAAUGUCUCAUGGACUAAGAACAAUGUCGUUGUGACAGAAGGCGUGAGUCUGAGUCAGUACCGACCGAGGAGCGAUGGUACCUUCCAUGUGUUCUCCUCUCUGAAGAUCACUCCUGAAGAGAGAGACAUUUACAGCUGCACAGUGAACCACCGAGCCCUCCAGGGCCAACCGCAGACCAAAAUAUGGAAUCAUUAG
Sinocyclocheilus rhinocerous is the source of this 399-nucleotide messenger RNA. Its product is annotated as HLA class II histocompatibility antigen, DP alpha 1 chain-like. The record is from RefSeq and is a predicted model, not a curated record. The coding region runs from base 1 to 399 and encodes 132 amino acids. NCBI's taxonomy places the organism in Eukaryota, Metazoa, Chordata, Actinopteri, Cypriniformes, Cyprinidae. The transcript has 3 exons.